Messenger RNA from Paramecium sonneborni, 1749 nucleotides. The record is from the annotation of a GenBank genome assembly. NCBI's taxonomy places the organism in Eukaryota, Ciliophora, Oligohymenophorea, Peniculida, Parameciidae.
UAUUAAAUGAGUAGUGUUAUACAAUUAAACUCAAUCUCUAUAAAAAAUGAGACUAAUUGUGGAUAUUGCAAUAGAGCUAAAUCAAACAAAUUAUGGGUAACAUCUGGAUUUUAUUGUUAUAAAAUGAAGGUUGAUGAAUAUUAAUAAUUAUUGGAUAGGGGAUGGAGAAGAUGUGGAGUUUAUUAUUAUAAGCCAUCUCUUUCUUAAAGUUGCUGUUAAGCUUAUGCACUUAGAGUUGUAGCUUCAAAGUUUUAAAUGAGAAUAACUCAUGAAAAGGUUUUGAAACGGAUUAGAAGAAUUUAACCUAUUAAUAUUGAUUAAGGAAAUGUUCCAUUACAAAAAGAAUAAAAAGAAAAAAUAUAAAAUGAUUCUUUUACAGAUUUAAUUAAGUAGAAAAUUCAAACUGAUUUGGAUUUAAGUGAUUUAAUUAUCUUACCAAAAGUUGGUUAGCAUUAUACUUUUAAAAGCAUAUAAUAUAAAGAAGAAGAACACAUCAAAUAUUUUAAAUCUAUUAUCAUGAAAAGUUUAUCUAAAAUUACAGAAUUAUAGUUAAAACAAAUUUUUGAUAUUUAAAAUGAAAACCAUUCAAACUUACUUUAUUAAACUUUUAUAAAUUCAAUUUCAGAUCUUUAAAUUUAUGAAAUUUUAUUAAUUAAAGGCUACUCUAAUAAAGUAGAGAGUGAUUGGGUUUUUGGAUGCAAUCUAAUUCCCUAUUUUUAUUCUAAAUUUACAAUUAUUUUCAAAAAUUUAAAUUUAUAAAUCUAGAAACUUGAAGAAAGCAAUAAAUACAUAGAAUUAAUUUAAAAUAAUUUAUAAAAUCUUGAUUUUGAAUUUAAAAUAUCAGAUCAAGAUCAUUAAAUAUUAAUUAAGACACCUUAAACUUUAAAAGAGAAAAUAUUAAAAUCUACUAUUUUAUCUUUACUUUAGAAAUAAGAUUUGCAAUCGAAUUAACCAUAGGAGAAAAAACAAAAGUAAUAUCAUCAAAUUACAAUUAAAUGGGUGAAAGCAUAAUUCUAAGAGGAUAGUUUUGAAGUUUAUAAAAAAUAUUAAAAGUCUGUUCAUGAUAAAGAAAGAGUAAGUAAAAUGAGUUAUAUAAAUUUUGUAUGUGUAGAUGCUCUUGAUAGUUAAGAAUUGGGAUGUUGGCAUAUGAAAUAUUAUUUAGAAAAUUAAUUGAUAGCAGUAGGUGUCGUAGAUCUUUUACCUUAAUCAGUAUCAUCAGUUUAUUUUUUUUAUGAUCCUAAUUAUAAAAAGUAUUCUUUAGGAGUCUAUGGCGUUUUAUAAGAGAUAGAAUAUGUAUAAAAAAAGUAAGUAAUAAAUCCAUCUUUAUAAUACUACUAUAUGGGAUUUUAUAUAAUGGAUAGUAAAAAGAUGGCUUAUAAAGCAGAAUACACUCCUUGUGAAUUAUUGUGUCCAAGAACUUAUAGAUGGAUUACAUUUACAUUGCAAAUAAAAGAGAAAAUAGAAUCAAUUACUUAGUACGCAUAAGAUGUGAGAUUAGCAGAUGAAAGGGAUAAGGAACAUGGAUACAGUAUUAAUUUAGAUGGUUCUACAAUUGAUGAUAUGAACUUUUAAGGUAUUGAUAUUGAGAAUUUUAUAUAAUAAACUGUUAAGAUAUCUUAAACAGGAAAAUAGUUCACAAUUUCAUAACUUAAGAAAAAUUAUUAACAAUAUUUCAUGAACUUAUUUUAAGACUUUCUUAAAAAAGUUGGCAAAGGAUUGAUGAAAGAGUUUUUAUUUGCAGUUAAUUGA